Molecule: messenger RNA, 1008 nt
Organism: Trichechus manatus latirostris (Florida manatee)
Lineage: Eukaryota; Metazoa; Chordata; Mammalia; Sirenia; Trichechidae
Gene: MIF4GD
Product: MIF4G domain containing
Exons: 4
Coding region: 194-979 (261 amino acids)
Biological process (GO): regulation of translational initiation
Cellular component (GO): cytosol
Molecular function (GO): protein binding; RNA binding; translation activator activity
Source: RefSeq, a predicted model, not a curated record
GGUGGGCUCUCAGCCAGCCUCCAAAUGCCAUGGCUGGCCCAGGAGCACCUGUCCCUAUCCCUGGCCAGCCCCACCCAGGGCCUGCAGCACUGGAAACCCCCGGGCCACACUCCACACCUGAGUCCUGUCUUCACUUUGCCUUCUCCCCAGGUGCCCUCAGUAGUCCCAUCCCAGCGAAGAGCUGCUGGGCCAGAUGGUCAUGGGGGAGCCCAGGAGAGAGGAGUAUAAAAUCCAGUCGUUUGAUGCAGAGACCCAGCAGCUGCUGAAGACAGCACUCAAAGAUCCAGGUGCUGUGGACUUGGACAAAGUGGCCAAUGUGAUUGUGGACCAUUCCCUGCAGGACUGUGUGUUCAGCAAGGAAGCAGGACGCAUGUGCUACGCCAUCAUCCAGGCAGAGAGCAAGCAAGCAGGCCAGAGUGUCUUCCGUCGUGGACUCCUCAACCGGCUGCAGCAGGAGUACCAGGCUCGGGAGCAGCUGCGGGCCCGCUCCCUGCAGGGCUGGGUCUGCUAUGUCACCUUCAUCUGCAACGUCUUUGACUACCUGAGGGUGAGGCCCCAGCAGCCACCCUGGAUGGCAGACAGCCUGCCUCCCAAAGCCCAGGCUGGCCUGCUUCCCACUGCCACUCAGCCCGGUGCUCUGGUCCUCUUUCUCCCCCAGGUGAACAACAUGCCCAUGAUGGCCCUAGUGAACCCUGUCUACGAUUGCCUCUUCCGGCUGGCCCAGCCCGACAGCCUGAGCAAGGAGGAGGAGGUGGACUGCUUGGUGCUGCAGCUGCACCGGGUCGGGGAGCAGCUGGAGAAGAUGAACGGGCAACGCAUGGACGAGCUCUUUGUCCUGAUCAGGGAUGGCUUCCUGCUCCCAACAGGCCUCAGCUCCCUGGCCCAGCUGCUGCUGCUGGAGAUCAUCGAGUUCCGGGCAGCCGGCUGGAAGACCACCCCAGCAGCCCAGAAGUAUUACUAUAGCGAGGUCUCUGACUAGGCCUCCAGCUCUUCUUCCCCCCACCUCCC